Periconia digitata is the source of this 1886-nucleotide messenger RNA. NCBI's taxonomy places the organism in Eukaryota, Fungi, Ascomycota, Dothideomycetes, Pleosporales, Periconiaceae. The record is from the annotation of a GenBank genome assembly.
UCUUGCUGGUACCUGAUGCUUAUUGUGGUGUUGCAAUGCGAGAGCUCGAAAUGAUCUCACAGACUUUGACGUUAACAUUGGGAAAAAGGUUGUUCCAGGAACAUACCUAGGUAUGUAUUCAUUUGUAGUCACUUGAGAUGCAACGAGACUGCAAGAAAGAGCGAGCGGGUAGGGAGAAGGGGUAGGAGCGCUAGUCCCGAGGUGGUUACGUCGUCGAUCCUUGUUGUGACGCCGAGCACGCUUGCUUGAACUUCAAAGCAGGUCCACAUGCGUCUCCACAGUAUAUUGGACGAACAUUCACCCUCACGCCCAUCCACGCCCUGAACGCAUCUUGCUGCCAGGUACCUACUCCAAUGCUCUUGGUCUCCCCUGCUGCAGCGCCUGCCAGCGAUACGCCAACGUCAACCUCGGCCGCCGAUUCACCCUACCCCCCUCCUUUCUCCUCCCUCUACUUCCCCCCGAACGACGGCAACGAGAACCAGCAGCAAGACGACGAGCCCAAUCAUCAGGAAUCCCCACCUGCAUUCUCGUCCUCGACCCAUUUCAACCAGUCUUCAUCUUCUGCUGCCGCUGCCGAGACUAAAGCUGCCCUUCCUCGCGACACCAAAGAAGGUUCCAGCAGCAAGGACAUCGACGACGGAGAACCGCCGCCACCUUAUAGUGAAGGUUACAGUCCUCUCGAAUCCUUUACCUACGUCAUGGCAUCUGCAGGAGGUCCCGCGAGUAUCAUCACCCAGGUGUCGCAACACAGCGGUGGGCCGCCGAUCAACACGCUCGGAGGAGGUUCUGACGAAAACCUUACGCUAGAGCUCAGGGGCUCGCGCUUUACGCUCUCCCGAGAUGAGCUCCUGACUCUCCCAGAGUUUGUUCUUCUCUCUCUGUUUCCUAACGGCCUACUUCCCGAUGGCCAUAUGAGCUCAUAUGACGGUGAUGUAUACCCAGUCGAUGUUGGUGCUCCCGAUGUUUCUUCUCCUCCCAAUCUUCGUUCCAACUCUCUAGCCAUGAUCAUGUACCACCUUUCCAAUCCCGCAUUAUAUUUAUCUGACAACAUCUAUUUCUCUCAGUACGAUCCUCAUUCUCUCCAAUACAUGCUCGAGUUCUUCCGAAAUGUAGCACAAACUAUUCCAGCUUCGCCCCCUUCUCCUACCGCUACCCCAGAACAGUCUGCCGAGGCGCAUGCCAUUGAGCCCAUGCAUGGCUCCGCACGGGACAUGCUUCAAGAUCGUGCUGGCAUCAUUGUCCUUCGCGAGGAUCUCGACUUCUAUGUCAUCCCACCCCACCGCGAUAUCUCUCAACCUGAGAUGAUUGAAGUCAAACGAGCUGCCGGCGAGGCCUUGUUGAAGCAGGAUGGUAUUUUCUCUGGUCUACGCAAAAGCGAGGAGCCAGGAACAACCGAACAGCAUCUCAUCGAAAUGCUGACUGCUGGUGGCUUCAAUCACGAAGAUCAGUGGGGGCACCGCGCAGGUGAGCCUAACAAAGCCGUCAUCUGCAGUAUUGCGCUCGCUCGCCUAAGGACCGAUAUCAAAGGCAAUGAUCUUGCAAACAGCAACGCCUUUGGCAUGGCCCAGAAGCUACUUCUUUUCUGGCGGAAACCGGCUCGUCGUUGUUGGUGGGAAGGCGUCGAACUCGAGAAUGUCAGAGGUGUUGAGGGCAAACUCAAAGUGUGGAUCCGAAGGGUCUGGACGCUCGAGAUGGUAUGUUUACAAUCGACAACGGAAUUUCCUCCUCUUCAAAUCCAGUACUAACUGCAAUGCUUCAGAGUGUUAUUGGAUUGCGUUAAGGGAAGCUAACCCCGUGCACUUGACAUGCUUCCGGAACAUGUUCCUUGCUCAUCCUUUUCUUUGCGUAUACAACAACAGCUUUUUUCCCGCCCCCUCCGAUCAGUU